GUUUUGCUGAUGAUAUCUUGGUGUUUACGGUUGGAUCUGCACAAGCCAUCUUGCAAGUCAAAGCUGUUUUACAUAGGUUUUAUCAGUUGUCUGGGCUUAACAGUAAUCCAGCUAAAUGUGAGAUUUACUUUGGUGGGGAAUCAGUGCUUUACAAGAAUAAUGCACUGCAGCUUUCUGGUUUCCAGGAAGGUAAGCUCCCUGUCAGAUACUUGGGUUUGUCAUUAAUAACUGGAAAAUUAUCCUCAAAGGAAAUUGAUGCUUUAGUGGAUAAAAUCACAAAGAGAAUGAGAUCCCGAAGAGCUAAGAAAUUGACUUAUGCAGGUCGGUUGCAAUUACUAAAUUCUGUGCUGAUUGGUAUUGUUCAAUAUUGGAUGCAAUUAUUUUUGUUGCCUAAGAAAGUUUUUAAGCGAAUUCAGAAGGUUUGCUCUCAAUUCCUUUGGCAUGGGAAUGAAGAGGGAAAGGCUAAAGUUGCUUGGGAUUCAAUUGCUCUUCCCAAAAAAGGAGGAUUGGGGAUAAAAGAUUUACUGGGAUGGAAUCAAGCAUGUACAGUUCGGCUACUCUGGUUAUUUUUGUUGAAUUCUGGGACACUCUGGGUAGCCUAGAUGUAUGCGUAUAAGUGCAAGCAGGGGGAUUUGUGGACAAUGAAGGUUCAAUAUAUUAGUUCUUGGGCUUGGCGGCGCUUGCUUAAGCUGAGGCCUUUGAUUCAGACUUGGCUGCAUAAGCAAAACAAUGAGGUUUACUGGGGGGACAAAGUUGAUGAGGAAGUACUCAGUGCGACAAGUUUGGGAGACGCUAUGACUUCGUGCGUCUGAAGUUCCAUGGUACAAACUGGUAUGGUGUAAACCUUGUCCUUUGCGUUAUAAUUUCCUUGCCUGGCUCAUAAUUAGGAACUCUAUUGUUACUCGAGACAAGCUACUGAAGUGGGGGAAGAUUACAGAUGCCUCCUGUCCAUUAUGUGGAGGGGCUGCUGAGUCAAGAGAGCACUUGUUUUUACAGUUCUUGUUUAUAAACCAGGUUGCCUCUGUUAUGCGAUGCAAUUUACUUAAUGUUAGAAAAAAAGUUUCUAACGGGUUCUAGAUCAGAUUUAGAGAUUGGGGAUUUAGGGUUUAUAGAAUAGAAUUGGGGAUUUAGGGAUUUGAGGAGAAUUUGGGGAAGAAUAGAAGAGAAACGGCCUAGGCCUUUGGAGGGAUUGAGAUCGAGAACUGAGAUGAUAGGGAGAUUAGGGGUUAGCAGAUUCUUUGAUAAUUCUUUCUUGAUUAAUUGUAACGCGAACUCACAGUACAUAUUUAUAGAGAAUAUGAGAAAACCCUAACAAUAAACCUAAUACGACUAAAAGAUUACUAACCAUAAUAAGAAUACUCUAAUAGUAGUAGUAAUAAUAAUAAUAAUAAAUAUAGAAACCCGAUAUAAAUCGGUUUCUAACACUUAACUAUAGUAGUUGGGACGCAAUGUUAAGUGGUGCUUUGAAUGUAGUAAGUAGGGACUCAAAGAUGGGGCAUUGGCAUGCUAUGAUUUGGUGCAUUCUUUUGUCUUUCGUGUGGAAAGAACGUUGUGCAGUGGUACAUGGCUAUGUCUGUAAAACUCCGGCUCGGCUAGCUGAUCUGUUGCAAGAGGAGUUGCAUUUUAUUGUUGCUGGUCAACCGGAAUUGCAGGCUGAACUGGAACUGCUGGAAUACCUAUAGAUACAGAUUCUGGUCUUAGUUGUUUCCUUUUCCUUUCUUGUAAGUAGUAUCAGAUGAACAAUAGUGGGGGAGAUAGUAGAGGACAUUGUAUUGCAAAGGAUCUAUGGGAUCCUAUCUCGUUGUAUCGGUUUCUUUAUGUGAGCAAUAAAAGCAACUGAUUCAACGGGGAAAAAAAUGGCAUGAAGGAAGAAAACCCCACAUUUUCCCACCUCACAAGAAAAAAACUGGAAGAGAUGAGAGCAUCGUACCUGCGAGUCUGGAAUGGAGACUGAACGAGAGAGAGAGCCACAAACGUUAGAGAGCAGGAGAAUUUCAACCGGUGUUGCGAUUUCAGGUCUCACGAUGGCGGGGCUGACUGCGGGAGGCGGGGAAAGAAAGGGGGCGUCAAUCGUCAAUUCGUCGUACAAAAGUGACAAGUAAAGUUUGAUAUCUUAGAUGGGGUAAAUUAAAAAUUGGGUCACUCCAUAUUCUAACUCAUAGUAAUGGGGUAAAUUAAAAACUGGGUCAGUAAACUUGUACGAGCUUGAAAGAUAGAACGGUGAGUAAUUCUUUCCUCUAUUAGGUUUUCUUAGAGUGAGAGGAGAGCUAUUGGUGGAAUGUUUAAAUGGAUGAAAACCAUGAUAAUCAAUAGUAUUUGGUUAGAUUGGUUUGAUUGAUUUUGUUUGAUUAACUCUUUUAGUUAAUUCGAUUUAAGUGGUUUGAUGUGAUUAAAGACUCUACUAAUCAAUCAAACCAAUUACAAAUCAGUCUUCAUAUAUCAUCUAUAGAUUCUGAUACAUUUCUCAAGCAACGAAAGUUAGAAUAUGGAGUGGAAUUGAGUAGAAAUUAGUUGGAAAAGUACCUAAUGGAACAAGUUGAAGAGGAGACGGAAGACUUUGAUAUCUUAAAUGGUGGAAGAUGAAUUGUUAAGGAUGUUCUGGCUAUACUCAUCUGCAGGAUGGCUUAUGAAUAUGUUUUUGGCAAUCGUGGUAGAGUUAACGAUGAAUAUACGUGUGAUACAACUCCAAAUAAAAUUAUAUUAUAUUUGUUAAAUCAAUUAACAAACCCUUUCAAACUUUGGUUUGGUUAUUUGGUUUCUAUAUUAAUUUCAUUGGCGUGUUUUAAAGUUAUUUUGUUUCAUGGUUAAUAGAUUUAAGUUUAAAUUAUUUGGUUAAAACUAUGGUCAAUAUUUGAACAACUUUAUCUAUCAAAACUCAAAAUUCAAAACUAAACUUCAUCCGAACGACACAUUAAUAAAAAGUUACGGUUUUUUCCUAGAAAUGUUAAGAAAGAGCAUCCCAUUAGAGAAAAACAGAAAGGCAACCUCAUCCCCUUUACAUCCACAAACUAAAAGCCUACAACAACCAGACUCCAAAAUCAAACAAUGCUACAUCUAAAGAAGAGAAUUAAAUGCCUUUAUAUGUCACUGUAUGUGCAACCCAAUUAGUGACACGCCACCGCCCUAAACUCUACAAUAAAGGAAUCACAUGAGACUAGUUAAAUACAAAUAUGCAGGAUGUGACCACUUAGUGUAUUAGACGAGGCACCCGUUUGCAACUAACAAAUGAUGAUCUCUGAGUCUCGAUGAUUAAUUUGAAGAUUUGCGCUCCAUUUCCAAGGUGAUGGAAGCUGGGGCAACAUCUCUUGUUAGUUGUUACUACUUCAGUCACUUACAACUCACUAUAGGUGUAAUCAACAACCAACGAUCUAGAGGGCUAGAGUUUUUCUUUAUGUUAACGCAAAAUGGCUAAGAAUAAAAAUAUAAAAUGCUGGAAAUUUUUUGGACUUUGCUAAAGUGACUUGCACAAAUAGGUCGACCGCACAGUAAUAAAGGUCGACCGAAUCUACUGUUUCUAUUUUGUUACGUUCAACCCUAUCCCCUUCCUCAAAAACAGAAUCUACGGCCGAGGGGAAUCUUUUCAGCUUCAAUCAACUAGUUGAAUAGAUCGACCACCUUCUACGCCUACCUCUCUUGGUUGCCUGCUUUUAGGGUAUAACACCAAUCCUAGUUCUCUUGCCCGCUUGUCGGGAACGGAACUAAGCUUCUUACUAACAGAAUCGUAAGUUUCAUUUCAUCAAACGAGACUCGACCUUGUACAUGAAAUGGUUGACCUCAAUCUUAAAGCGGUCAACCUUGUACAUUAAAAGGUAUACCUCAUUCUUAAGGGUCGACCUCUAAUGCAUUACCUUAUCAACAUCGAAAUCGGACUUAUCUAGGGGUGGGCAACAGGUAUUUGGGUAUACCCAUAUUCGUCCCAUUUUUUAGGGUUACGAGUAUCCAAAUACCCGUAAAAUUUAUUACGAAAUGGGACUUGGGAUUAUGAAUAUUGACAUUAGGUACCCACGGGGUACCCGCUAAUACUAGUUUGGGUAGUAUAGGUAUAAGUAAUAUCCAUUAUAUUUAUUCAAUAUACAAUACCGUAGCUCAAAGCCCAGCCACAUGAUCACACUGCAGGUGAGUGUGACAGAGAUGUGAGAUGAAUUCCAAUCUUUCAGUGGAAGAUACAUGCAUUCCACCACAUCUCACUACCAUAAUGCUAGCAAUACCAUUGAGGAAAAUGCGGAUGAGUGAGAGGAGAGAACUCUAGAAACUCCAUGAUUUAGAUUGUGUUUUUUGUUGUGAAAAUUGUUAAGUCUUAAAGACGAUUUGGUUUAAAGCAACUAUGAUCGUGAAUUGAUAUUAAGUCGUUGUGGUUUUCGAUUUUAGGUAUGUGUGAACUAUUGUGAGGUGUGUUUUAUUGUAUUUGUUGUUAGUGAUUAACCUGUUAAGAAGUUAUGGUUUCUUGCUAGUAUAAUCAGUGGCGGAUACAUGCAUGUUUAGGGGUGUCCCGGGACACCCCUAAAAUUUGGAAACACGAUUAUUCAACCUUCGAUAGUAGUUUGCGUAUGAGCAAAAAAUAUAUUUAAGUGGUAGUGGGACACCCUUAAAUUUUGGGGAAAAAGAUUAUCCAACCUCCAGUAAUAGUUUGUGUAUUGGUACAAAUAAUAUUUAAGUAGUAGUCUAUGUGAUUUAAACUUGGGACACUAUGACUAGUAAACAUAUUUUCAAUUA
Messenger RNA from Linum trigynum, 4713 nucleotides. The record is from the annotation of a GenBank genome assembly. NCBI's taxonomy places the organism in Eukaryota, Viridiplantae, Streptophyta, Magnoliopsida, Malpighiales, Linaceae.